CUGUCACCGGAAGUACGUACAGUGGACUUCCUUUCUUUCCUCCGUGCGUGGUCUGCCGGUUGCAGUGAGGUUUUUAUCUGAGAAACCUACAAUAAAGAAUUAAACUUCAUCAUGUCUUAUCCAGCUGAAGAGGAAGAGGCGAAUUAUGACCCUUAUACCUACCCAAAUGAUUAUGACUAUCACACGGGUGAUCCUAAAGCUGAUCUGGCUUAUGAACGUCAGUAUGAACACCAACAGACCUAUCACGUGAUCCCUGAGGUCAUUAAGAACUUCCUGCAGUAUUUUCAUAAAACCAUCUCUGAUCUGAUCGACCAGAAGGUUUACGAGCUGCAGGCCAACCGGGUGUCCAGCGAGAGCAUCGAGCAGAAGAUCUACGAGAUCCAGGACGUUUAUGAGAACAGCUGGAACAAGCUUACAGAUCGCUUCUUUAAGACAUCUCCAUGGCCAGAGGCAGAAGCCAUUGCUUCCCUGGUUGGUAAUGAUGCAGUUUUCCUGAUCCUCUAUAAAGAGCUGUAUUACAGGCAUAUCUACGCCAAAGUCAGCGGAGGUCCAACUCUGGACCAGAGAUUUGAAUCGUACUAUAAUUACUGCAACCUCUUCAACUACAUCCUCAAUGCUGAUGGACCUGCACCAUUGGAGCUUCCUAACCAGUGGCUGUGGGACAUUAUUGAUGAGUUCAUUUACCAGUUCCAGUCGUUCAGUCAGUAUCGCUGUAAAACAGCCAAGAAAACCGAGGAGGAGAUCGAAUUCCUGAGGAACAAUCCCAAGAUCUGGAACGUUCACAGUGUGCUGAAUGUUCUUCACUCUCUGGUGGACAAGAGCAACAUUAACCGGCAGCUGGAGGUUUACACCAGUGGAGGUGACCCCGAGUCAGUGGCUGGGGAAUAUGGCCGUCACUCGCUAUACAAGAUGUUGGGUUAUUUCAGUCUUGUGGGAUUGCUGAGACUUCACUCUCUGCUGGGCGAUUACUAUCAGGCCAUUAAGGUCCUGGAGAACAUUGAACUCAACAAGAAGAGCAUGUACUCGCGCGUGCCCGAGUGUCAGAUCACGACCUACUACUACGUGGGUUUCGCUUAUCUGAUGAUGAGACGCUAUCAGGAUGCCAUCCGCGUCUUUGCCAACAUCCUGCUCUACAUCCAGAGAACCAGAAACAUGUUUCAGAGAUCCACCUACAAAUAUGAGAUGAUCAAUAAACAGAAUGAGCAGAUGCACGGCCUGUUGGCUAUUGCUCUCACCAUGUACCCCAUGCGCAUCGACGAGAGCAUCCACACGCAGCUCCGUGAGAAAUAUGGCGACAAAAUGCUGCGCAUGCAGAAAGGAGAUCUUCAGGUGUUUGAGGAGUUGUUUAGUUUUGCAUGCCCUAAGUUCCUGUCGCCUGUAGUUCCAAACUACGACAACGUUCAUCCAAAUUACCACAAAGAACCAUUCCAGCAGCAACUGAAGGUGUUCGCCGAAGAAGUUCAGCAGCAGGCACAGCUCUCCACCAUCCGCAGUUUCCUGAAGCUCUACACCACUAUGCCUGUGGCCAAGCUGGCCGGAUUCCUCGACAUGACCGAGCAGGAAUUCCGUAUCCAGCUGCUCGUCUUUAAACACAAGAUGAAGAAUCUGGUGUGGACCAGCGGCAUCUCCGCUCUGGAUGGAGAGUUUCAGUCGGCUUCUGAGGUCGACUUUUACAUCGACAAGGAUAUGAUCCACAUUGCAGACACCAAAGUUGCCCGUCGCUAUGGAGAUUUCUUUAUUCGACAGAUCCACAAGUUUGAGGAGUUGAACCGGACCCUGAAGAAAAUGCCCCAGGCUGGCGCGUCUUCGACUACCAGCAGCGCCACAUCCCGUGCCACAUAAUACAAACCCCAUUGGACCUGAUCCUCACCCAGUCAGAACCCACUUGAUUAGACUCUGAUAUUUUCCCCGAACUUCUCAACCAAUCAGAAAUCACCUCUGAUAUCGAUACCAAUCAGAAGCCAUUUCUGAAGUGUGUUAUGUCAUUCAGUUUAUUUUGCUGACAAACCAAGCAAAGUCCAUGAAACUUAUUCUAAAGUUUUUUUCUAAGUCAAUAAAGUUUAAUGUGGCUGAAGUUUA
Molecule: messenger RNA, 2079 nt
Organism: Paramisgurnus dabryanus
Lineage: Eukaryota; Metazoa; Chordata; Actinopteri; Cypriniformes; Cobitidae
Gene: eif3s6ip
Product: eukaryotic translation initiation factor 3, subunit 6 interacting protein
Biological process (GO): translational initiation
Cellular component (GO): eukaryotic translation initiation factor 3 complex; cytoplasm
Molecular function (GO): protein binding; translation initiation factor activity
Source: RefSeq, a predicted model, not a curated record